Messenger RNA from Seminavis robusta, 974 nucleotides. NCBI's taxonomy places the organism in Eukaryota, Bacillariophyta, Bacillariophyceae, Naviculales, Naviculaceae. The record is from the annotation of a GenBank genome assembly.
CUGGGAAUUUUCAGGCAGCUGCGGUGUCUUUGGGCAGGGCCAUGCUGUGAGAAUGGUGCUGCUUCAGUCUGCUGCUGCCCAUUUGAAGACUGAAGCACUGGCAACUUUGCAACCACAAACCCAUCCAUUUUGUUUGCGUCUGGAAGAGGAGUACUUGCUGCUGAUUCGGAGGAGGAGCUAGCUAGCUACUAGUAGCAUUGUUGGCGGCUUUUGGAGUUUGAAGAUUCGCUGAUUGACAGUUGACAGUUCGAGCAGUUUGCUUUCUGGCAUCACCAUAAUUUCCAAGUCGCCGAGAUUUCCAUUCAGUUAGUUUCACCAGCACACAACAACCAUGCCUCUGCUUCGAACCUUUCACCGCAGUCACUCUUUGUCGGACGCGGACAAGGCGUACCGACGGGCCGCUCGUGAGCUCCGCGACUUUCAUCGAGCUCGAUCACUGGAUGUCAUUCUGGAGGAAGCCCAUGACCACGAUGACGACCCCAGUCACCACAGUCAUCAAGGAAUGCUCCAAAAGAAGCGAGCGUGUUUGUGUCUAGCCGAUUUGGUCGUUGAGGAUGAUGUCGAUGGCAGCGAACACAGUGCUCCCGAGGAGCACACCAAGGAAUCCGGUUCGGGCGGUAACAACACAUGGGGCCAUUUCACGGCAGAUUCUCCGGCUGUCGCAACCGAGCAGGAGCAUCAUCAUCAUGACUCGUCUAGCCGCGUGUACCCCGCUUCCAUCACAUUCAAGGGACGAAUCAUGCGGCCAUUUGGACGGUCUUGAAGAAGAAGAACGAGACUGUCUAGCUAGGAGCAAGCGCAACACCACAGCCACCACAAGCUAGCCAAGACACCGCUAUUGCAGAUCACCCCACCCCCUGAACGACUACUAGCAACAUCACCCCUUCCAAGGAAAGACUGUACCACUACGAAAGGCCCACAAUAAAGUAUCAUAGCACUGGAACACACACAUAUCAAAAACAAGACACAACAGA